AUGUUGUCUCUGCACCAAGCGUCUCGCCCUCUCGUCCGCGCCAGCCAGAUUUCCAGCCGCGUGCGGCCCUUCUCCAUUGCGGUUCCUGCUCGGCGCGAGGGCGAGAUAGUGACCCCCAAGCCCCGUGGGUAUCUGGCGGAGAAGAACCCACUCGUCCACCGCGACGCGGCCAAUGAAACUCACUUUGUGAAGAGUGAGGAGGCGGAGAAAUUCCGCCUGGUGCGGCAAAAGAUGCUUGAACAACGCCGUCAUCUCGAUGAGUUGGAGCGGCACAUCCAAGACCUUGCUAAAGAACAGGCCAAAGUGCGAUACUAG
Molecule: messenger RNA, 315 nt
Organism: Aspergillus sclerotioniger CBS 115572
Lineage: Eukaryota; Fungi; Ascomycota; Eurotiomycetes; Eurotiales; Aspergillaceae
Exons: 3
Coding region: 1-315 (104 amino acids)
Biological process (GO): negative regulation of ATP-dependent activity
Cellular component (GO): mitochondrion
Molecular function (GO): ATPase inhibitor activity
Source: RefSeq, a predicted model, not a curated record